Molecule: messenger RNA, 1460 nt
Organism: Macadamia integrifolia
Lineage: Eukaryota; Viridiplantae; Streptophyta; Magnoliopsida; Proteales; Proteaceae
Product: fructose-bisphosphate aldolase 6, cytosolic
Exons: 2
Coding region: 133-1209 (358 amino acids)
Biological process (GO): glycolytic process; fructose 1,6-bisphosphate metabolic process
Cellular component (GO): cytosol
Molecular function (GO): fructose-bisphosphate aldolase activity
Source: RefSeq, a predicted model, not a curated record
AGAAACCCAACACCCCAAUCCUCUUUUUAUACUCUUUUCUUUCCAUCUCUCCGUCAACUGUUCUCUUCUCAGUUUCUGAAUCGCUAGGAAAGAAGAUCUCUCUCUCUCUUUCAGCUUUCGCACAUCUUAAACAUGUCUUGCUACAAGGGCAAAUACCAUGAUGAACUCAUUGCCAGUGCUGCACACAUUGGCACCCCCGGAAAGGGUAUCCUGGCUGCUGAUGAGUCCACUGGGACUAUUGGCAAGCGUCUAUCCAGCAUCAACGUUGAGAAUGUCGAGUCCAACAGGCGGGCACUUCGUGAACUUCUCUUCUGCACUCCAGGUGCUUUGGAAUGCCUGAGUGGUAUAAUUCUUUUUGAGGAGACCCUCUACCAGAAGACUGCUGCUGGUAAGCCUUUUGUCGAAGUCAUGAAGGAAGCUAAUGUUCUUCCUGGCAUCAAGGUCGACAAGGGUACAGUUGAGCUUGCUGGAACCAAUGGUGAGACCACCACCCAGGGGCUUGAUGGCCUCGCCCAGCGAUGCCAGAAGUACUAUGAAGCUGGUGCCCGGUUUGCCAAGUGGCGUGCGGUGCUCAAGAUUGGCCCAAAUGAGCCAUCCCAACUGGCCAUCAAUGAGAACGCCAAUGGAUUGGCACGCUAUGCCAUCAUCUGCCAAGAGAAUGGCUUGGUUCCAAUUGUUGAGCCAGAAAUCCUCGUCGACGGUUCUCAUGACAUUGAAAGGUGUGCGGACGUCUCCGAGCGUGUCCUUGCAGCAUGCUACAAGGCAUUGAAUGACCACCAUGUCCUGCUAGAGGGGACUCUGUUGAAGCCCAACAUGGUGACCCCUGGAUCAGAGUCGAAGAAGGUAGCCCCAGAGGUUGUGGCUGAGUACACCGUGAGGACCUUGCAGCGUACAAUGCCUUCAGCAGUCCCUGCUGUGGUGUUUUUGUCCGGUGGACAGAGUGAGGAGGAAGCAACUCUGAAUCUGAACGCCAUGAACCAGUUUAAGGGUAAGAAGCCAUGGGUUCUGACAUUCUCCUUCGGGCGUGCCCUGCAGCAAAGCACUCUCAAGGCAUGGCAAGGGAAAGAGGAGAACGUGGGCAAAGCACAGGCUGCCUUCCUCAAGAGGUGCAAGGCAAACUCGGAAGCGACCCUUGGUGUCUACAAGGGUGAUGCUGCAGGUGGCGAAGGUGUCUCUGAGAGCCUGCAUGUCAAGGACUACAAGUACUGAUCAAGUUUUGGGUCCUCUCCUUAUUUUUAAAGAUUAUUAAUUAGGAAAGAGGAAAUGGUGAACAAUGGUGAGUCCUCUUUGUAGGGGUAAAGAGUGGUUCUUUUGUUUAAUUGAAUUUGGCAAGGGAGUGACGGAAUAAGUUUGUAGGUUUUUGCUUGUUUUUGCUUGUUUAUCCUUUCUGGUUAUUACUUUGUGAUGACCUCUGCCUCUUGGCAAAAAUGAUGGUAGUGAAUAACAUUUGAGUUUGCUAA